AGCGUAAUUACCGCGGGAAGAGAGGCCAUUCUUCUCCGGCGACGCAUCUAAUUGGCAGGAAACAAAUUAUAAUAAAACAAAAAGCAAAAAAGAAGGAAGUCAGCUAAUUAAAAAGAAAACGAAAAUAAAAUCUUAAACGCCUCGUUGAAACAAGGAACAGAGAAAAAAAAAGAAUACCACAGAUCGAUUUCUCGGUUUAUUUCUUUCAAAUUCAACGAGGCGUCUAAGAUAUUAAAUCGAAUUAGAUACUAUAGUUUUCCAAUUAAUUUAUUCAUGUAUUGACAAUAACGUCGGUUUGAUCGAUCGAUUUUGUUUUCUUAACAAAAAAAAGAGAGUGACGAAAUGGAAGGGAUAAUGAAUAAGUUAAGAAAUUUAGACGCAUAUCCAAAAAUCAAUGAAGAUUUCUAUAGCCGUACGCUCUCCGGUGGCGUUAUCACUCUCGCCUCCUCUAUUCUUAUGCUUCUCCUUUUCAUUUCUGAGCUCCGAUUAUAUAUACAUGCUGUAACUGAAACAAAGCUUGCAGUGGAUACUUCGAGAGGGGAAACUUUACGCAUCAAUUUUGACGUCACUUUUCCAGCCCUUCCAUGUUCUAUUCUCAGCCUUGAUGCUAUGGAUAUUAGUGGAGAGCAACAUCUUGAUGUGAAACACGAUAUCAUCAAGAAAAGACUGGAUUCUCAUGGCAAUGUAAUAGAAGCACGCCAAGAUGGUAUUGGUGCUCCCAAGAUUGAAAACCCUUUGCAGAGACAUGGUGGCAGGCUUGAGCAUAAUGAGACAUAUUGUGGCUCCUGUUAUGGUGCUGAAGCAUCAGAUGAGGAUUGUUGUAAUUCCUGUGAGGAUGUCCGGGAAGCAUAUCGGAAGAAAGGUUGGGCGUUGUCAAAUCCAGAUUUGAUUGACCAGUGCAAGAGAGAAGGUUUCCUACAGAGGAUUAAAGAUGAAGAAGGUGAAGGGUGCAACAUUUAUGGAUUCUUGGAAGUUAAUAAGGUGGCUGGUAAUUUUCACUUCGCACCUGGAAAGAGUUUUCAACAAUCAAAUGUUCAUGUGCAUGAUCUACUGGCAUUCCAAAAGGAUAGUUUUAAUAUAAGUCACAAGAUUAAUCGGCUAGCUUUUGGGGAUUAUUUUCCUGGUGUUGUGAACCCUCUUGAUGGUGUGCACUGGACACAAGAAACUCCAAGUGGGAUGUACCAGUAUUUUAUCAAGGUUGUACCUACUGUUUACACAGAUGUUAGCGGAUACACGAUUCAGUCGAACCAGUUUUCAGUGACUGAACAUUUUAGGAGUGCAGAAGCAGGUCGCCUUCAAUCCCUCCCAGGAGUAUUCUUCUUUUAUGAUCUUUCUCCCAUUAAGGUGACUUUCACAGAGGAGCACGUGUCAUUCUUGCACUUCCUAACGAAUGUGUGCGCUAUAGUUGGAGGUGUUUUCACUGUUUCGGGAAUACUGGAUUCGUUUAUAUAUCAUGGUCAAAAGGCAAUCAAGAAGAAGAUGGAAAUUGGUAAAUUUAGUUGAUGGCGUUCUAAUUGGCCUGGGUUGCUGCUGUAUCUGGUUGGUUAGACAGUUAGUAGCUUCUCAAAUAGAAAUGAAUUGGGCUGGACAAAGUCUAUUUUGGAUUGGAUAGGGGGGAGCUUCUUUGGAUCACAACUAAGAAUUUGUCGUGAAUCGUGAUGUAUGAUACAAUGAAUUAGAGUUAUUUGGUAGUUCAUUUUAUACAUGCAAUGAAAUAUGCCUCUCAGCUCAUUUUUUUCCA
Molecule: messenger RNA, 1741 nt
Organism: Ricinus communis (castor bean)
Lineage: Eukaryota; Viridiplantae; Streptophyta; Magnoliopsida; Malpighiales; Euphorbiaceae
Product: endoplasmic reticulum-Golgi intermediate compartment protein 3
Exons: 13
Coding region: 343-1503 (386 amino acids)
Cellular component (GO): endoplasmic reticulum; COPII-coated ER to Golgi transport vesicle
Source: RefSeq, a predicted model, not a curated record